AUGCGCUGGUCUCCAGAAGUUGAGACUACAAUCCUCAAAACCAUCUUCAACACCCAGACCUUCACCAUCGAUCUCAAAAAGAUGGUCGAACACUGGCCCGGCGACGACAAGCCCACCCUCAAGGCUCUAGAGUUCCAACUCGACAAGUACCGCAAGACACCAAAAUGUGACAACACUGUGACCUUCACCAAAAGUGCCGGAAAACGUGCUGCUGGUUCUAGUGCUACUUCUACGCCUGUUCGCAAGAAGCGCAAGGUGAAGGGAGACGGCGAUGUUGUGAAGAAUGGGGAUGAGGCCGAUUAUUUGGAGCCUGCUUAG
Molecule: messenger RNA, 318 nt
Organism: Aspergillus campestris IBT 28561
Lineage: Eukaryota; Fungi; Ascomycota; Eurotiomycetes; Eurotiales; Aspergillaceae
Exons: 3
Coding region: 1-318 (105 amino acids)
Source: RefSeq, a predicted model, not a curated record